AUGGUAUGUGUGACCGAACAGACUCGUGUCAGUGACGAGAGUAUUGAUAUACACUGUGUGGGUUUUCCUGAUCAUCCAGAGGAUCUGAAUCUGCAACUGAUAAUUAAAUCAGGUUGGCUUGAUAAAACUCCCCCUAAUGGAGGCCGGCAGUUUCAGAGGAGGUGGGUGCAGCUGGAUUGGGAGUAUCUGAGAUAUUUUCAGAACAACAAGGAGGUGUACUCUAAGCGCAUGGUGGCCCUGGCUUGUGUGAGCGAGGUAGUGCGUGUGGGUGAGAAGCGUUUUGAGAUCAUAACUCAGGGACGAACUUUUCUCUUCCGUGCACCAAAUAGCAAACAGAGAGAUGACUGGCUGAGCUGUCUAUGGAAGGUUCUAGAUAGUCGACAAGAGAAAAAGUGUGGGAAUGGCUUUUUUAAAACUGCUGUUGUCAGUACUGAGGGCUACCUGGAAAUGACAUCACCACGCAACAAACUCUAUACAGUGGUUAAUAACCACAAGGUGUACCUGUUCAGAAAUCGUGAGGAGUAUUUGCAGGGUAUAGGAAUCACUGACAUUGACAUGUCUAGAGCAAGUGUGAAACAGACCAGCAAAUUUGUCAAAAUUACCACCUCUUACCGGACCUUCAGUUUCAUGGUGGACUCACAAGUGGAGUGGCAGCAUUGGUAUGCUUGUCUGAUGGCAUGUGUGAGCCAGUCAUCAUCAGACAGUGUGUGUGAGAGGGUUUGGAGUUUGGAGACAAAUCGUGCGUGUGCAGACUGUGGUGCUGUAAUGCCAGAGUGGGCCUCAGUCAACCUGUGUGUGCUGCUGUGUGAACAAUGUGCAGGUGUGCACCAGUCUUUAGGACAAUCUGUAUCCAAGGUUUACAAUCUGAAGUCAGAUGAGUGUGUGUGGACUGAUGAUCUCAUUAAGGUUUUCCUUUUAAUAGGCAACAGUAAAGCCAACCAGUUCUGGGCAGUGGAUGUUCCUGCUUGUGAGAGGCUGAGUCAGAAUGCCAGCAGUUCCGAGCGUGUCAAACACAUCACUGCUAAAUACCAAGAUGCCAUGUACUGUAAACGCCACACCCUCUAUGGUCAGCAGAAGGAACUCAACAAUGCACUGUGCACUACAGUACAGACUGAUAAUUUGGUGGAGACUCUCUCUCUGCUGUUCUCUGGUGCAGAAAUCAGAUGUUACACAGGCAUCCCAGAAUUCCCUUCUCCUCUAGCUCUGGCGAAGCACACAGGACAGCCAGCACAGGUGGAGCUACUGCGGCAUCACCUGACCACAGUACCCUCCCCCAAAGAGGCACAAGGUCAACAGCGAAGUCCCCUUGCCAUCAUGGUGGACUCCGGUCUAGUGCAGGCUCUAUCCUUAGGAAUGCAGCAAGGGCGACCCUGUGGAUGGGGCACAGUCGGUCACACGUCUGUUCUCUGUCAUAAUGGAUACCUAUUCAAGGUUGCUUCCUCUGCAAGGCCAAUCACUGACUACAAACCGCAAGCAGAUUUUUCUCAGAGGUGGUGUUGCCUGGGCAACGGACUGUUCAGUUACUAUAAGACUGAGCAGAGCACUAACAGGUGUGGCUGCAUAAAAAUGAGUGACAUCAUCUGCCUGUCCUUCAACAGUCCAGGGAUUCAUGGGUAUGAACAUACCUUUGAGCUGUACACUGAUAGUGGGCGGGUCUAUCUUUUUGGAGCUGAUGACAUCGUUACUAUCAAAGAGUGGAUCAGGGCAUUUGCUAUAGCACUGCUUCCUGCUGUUCUGAGUGAUGUUUGUGGACUCUGUGAUCGUCUGGGCCGCCUACGCUGUGCUGAAGGCAGUUCUGGAAUUGGUUGGUUCUGCCUUAGUGGCUCUAGACUGCAAGUUCUUCUUCAUGAUUCAGUACAGAAUGUUGACCUGCGCAAGCUACUUACACUCACCCUCAGUGACAGUGUGGGGGAUAUGGUGUUUUCGUGGAGAGGUGGAUCUCUACAUGUCAUAGCAGAGAACAAGCCCCAUUUUCCGGGCUGGGUACGGUCCAUCGGACUCUGUGGCGGGGCAGGAGACCAGCCACUCUCCCUGCAGCAGCUCACCGAGUCAGGCAUCCCCAUCGCUGUUGACCGCUGUCUCGACCACAUCACACGUCAUGGUCUCAUGUCCACUGGCAUCUACAGGAAGUGUGGUGUUCAUUCCCAUGUGUCAGCUCUGCUGGAAGAAUUCCUGCGUGAUGCACGGAGUGUUUGUGUUCCCGAAGAUAUUGCAGUAGACAAUGUGACGAACACACUGAAGCGUUUUCUCCGAGAGGUCAGAGAAGGAUUGUUUAAUGGACAGCAAAACUCACAGAACUGGCUUUGUACUGCAGAGUUAACAGAUAACUGUAACAAAACCAGCAGAUACCAGACACUCCUGUCCAGCUUGCCUGAAGUCAACAGAGAGACCUUCAAAGCUCUCUUUAACCACCUCUACUGCGUGCAGAACUUCUCCAACAUAAACCACAUGACGACACGGAAUCUGGGACUCGUGUUCGGGCCGACUCUCUUUCAGACGGAUAAAGCCGACCCCAGGACCUUCAAAGUGGUGGAGGACUUGAUUGGAAGUUACUGUGCCAUCUUUAAUAUCUCAGAUGCAGAGCUUCAGAAGCAGAUGGACAUGACCCUUCUCAUUCUAAACAAGCUCAAAGACCAGGCCUCUCUGACACCUGUCCCCUCCCACACCGUCUGUGCCAUUUACCUGGAGAAGAGGGAGGAGGAUGCAGAACUCCUUGUGCAGGUCGGGAUGAGUACAACAGUAGAGGAAUUGGUCCUGGAGGUUUUAGAGAUGUGUGGAAUCCAGCCAGCAGAUGGAGAGUUUUGGAGGUGUUAUGAGACCAAGGAAGAGAUUGAGCGAGAGCUGCACUACAAGGAAGCAGUGCUGCCAGUCUGUUACUCCCUCAGCCCACAGAGCCACCUGUUGGUCAAGAGAAGCCAUUACACCAGUGACAUCAAUAUGUAUUUGAGUGGUAAAGAGGAAGUGUGCAAGCUGGGAGCACUACGCAUGAGUGAAGUUAAAGGGGGCAAAUGCAAGAGCUUUUCCAACCGCCAUUGUGAGCUGAGUGGCUCCACCUUCAGGCUGUACAAAGAACUGCAGGGCUCUCAGUGUGAGAAGGAAUGGCCAGUACAAGAAAUAAAGGUCUACCAAGGCUAUAUGAGUAAACUCCAGCCACCGACACCGUGGGGCUUAACAGUGUUUCAUGACCAACAGCAGUGGUACUUUUGCUGUGAUUCUGAAGAUGAAUUCAUAGAGUGGAUUGCCACUAUUAUGAGCCUUCAGCAUGGUGGGGACUUGGGCUGAUGGAGGAGGAAGAUGGAUGCUGUUGGAUCCUGUUUUUUUUUGUUUUGCUAUUUUUUACAGGGGGCCUUAACAAACAAACUAGAAAUGUUUGUCAUGUUUUAGAUCUUCCUCAGGUUUCUAUAUAUAAACAUGCAUACUCGCAUUUAUAUUACAUAUUUACGCUUUAUGCACUAACAGAUUAUAUUACACCUUUAUGUUCUAACAGAUUAACUUCUUUGUUUUCAUACAAUGAACACUGUUACCAGAAAAUCAGCAAAUGUAGGUAUUUACCAACUGAAAAAAAAAAUCACAAAUAUGCACAAAUGCUAAACUUUAAAUAACUGCAUAUAUAAUUCUUCACAUACUAGUUUGCACUAACAGUAAUGAAAGCUACACACAUUAAGAUUGUAGUUUGAAAUGGAUUCCUACAGUAUAUGUAUGGAUUUACCAUUUUGAUGCCAGUAAUUGUUCUUAUUCAGAAAACAUUUUGAUAAUGACCUUCCCACACAGUCAUACUCAUUAAACCUUUUUUUUUUUUUGUGUACAUUGUUUUUUGUUUGUUUUUGUUUUCACAAAAAAGGUCAUGAGUGUGGCUGCUGGGUUAUGGAUGGUGACAGAAAAUGUCUGAACUUCACGCAGUCGCUCUGGUUUAUCAGUGAGAGGGAUUGCCCUGCCUAUUGACUCUUACCUGUAUCAUAAUGUAUGUCAGCAGAUAGAUAAAAGCAGUAUGGCUAUAGUGGAAGUGAAUCAUUAACUUUUAAAAAUCUUGUCAAUAAUGUCUGUUGUACUCGGAGGAACUUAGUGGACAAUACAUAAGCCAAAGCAAAUUUAUUUGUAGGCCUACAGCAUACAUUUCACACGCAAAAAAAGAGUGCUUUAUGUUGGCAAGGAUGAAAGCAGACAUAAAAAAAAAAAAUUUAAAUGAGAGCUUUAGAAAAGAAAAAAAGGAAUACAUUGGCAUUCAUUGAUGUCAUAAAAAUGUUAAGGUCAAAACAGAGGUCACGAGUUGGGUGUGACACAACUGAGCACAGUUGCAUGUGUUCUCAGAAGAGCUGUAUUUGUCCCUCGCUGUUGGAACUCAGAUCACCUGCUGUUUUCAUUAGACCUGUUUGCUAUCAUAGUGUUAUCUCAUCUAUUGCUGUUGAUGGGUUUGUCUUACAGGUUAUUCCUAUUUUGGUUCCCUCAAACGCUGUCAUGUCAUCUAGCUUUUGAACAAUACACUGUGCAUUGACCCUGAUUUUGGAUUAAACUUGCAUUUAGAUCCCAUACUCAUUUUUGUCUGUCACUGGGCUGCAUACAUAACCAUACCACAGAUUGAUUGGAAGCACACUCAUAGCAGUUCCUGUAGGGGGACAUGUCUGGUCUGGGGUUCUGUAGCCUGAGUGUGUUCUCCUUAGUUCCAUGGUUUGUGGGGUGGAGAUACCAGCAGGUUAUCCAAAUUGCUUGCACCUGUGAAUGGUAAACAGUAGUCUGUUGAACAGCUUGCA
Molecule: messenger RNA, 4748 nt
Organism: Electrophorus electricus (electric eel)
Lineage: Eukaryota; Metazoa; Chordata; Actinopteri; Gymnotiformes; Gymnotidae
Source: RefSeq, a predicted model, not a curated record